Messenger RNA from Recurvomyces mirabilis, 378 nucleotides. RefSeq lists its product as uncharacterized. Lineage: Eukaryota; Fungi; Ascomycota; Dothideomycetes; Mycosphaerellales; Teratosphaeriaceae. Bases 1 to 378 code for a protein of 125 amino acids. The transcript has 2 exons. The record is from RefSeq and is a predicted model, not a curated record.
AUGCGAGCCACUCAUGCGAGCGUCGCUUCGCUCGCCAGCCUUCUCAUCCAGCUUGCUACCGCCAAGAUCCACUACGGCAUCGCCAACUAUGCCAACGGCAACAAAGACCACGCGACCUGGGUCGACGGCGAAGACGCCUGCCAGUAUACCUAUAUCGGCAACGCCUUCACGAACCCCUGUGACUUUAACGACCGCAUCUUCUUCUUGCCAAACGGGACGGACUGUCAGCUUACUGGAUGCAACGACAUCGAUAUCAGUGCUUCGACGCUGACGGAGGUCGAUACGACUAAUGCUUGGCCGGCGAAGUUUGAUGACUGGUAUAAUGCUGCCAGUGGCUGUGAGGACCAGUAUGGAGGGUACUAUGUUGAUCAGUGGUGA